CCCGGGUCACAUCAGGGGACAAACUCAUGAUGAAGCACCCUGAACCUGCUUUCACCAAGGUUCCACCACAGGGUGUUCUCUGUGAUCAAAUACCCCACCACUCACAGCAGUGGAAGCAUCUGGAUUAAAUAUUACCUGUGGUUUUGAAGGGUCUCGGGCUGAGGACCCUUCAAACUAUCCCACCCACAGCUGGAGAAAGAGAAACUCUGAACCGCCGACCGUCCUAAAGACAGAUGCUGUGAUUAUCACCCAGAAACCUCAAUAUAAUAACUCCACAUGGGGAUGGUCUAGCACCUCUAAUCAAGUACUAACCAACUACAACAAAUCAAGAUGAAUUACUUUGAAGACAAUAAAAAUGAAAAGACUCAUCUGGAUCAGAAGCUCUCUGUAUGUAGCAAGCUCUGUUUCGCCAUCGGAGGGGCACCGAAUCAAGUCGCCGGGAGCGCAACAGCGUUCUUCCUUCAAAUAUAUCUACUUGACAUUGCACAGAUUCACCCGUUCCAGGCGUCCAUGGUGUUGUUCGUCGGUAAGGCUUGGGGGGCAAUUACUGACCCUAUUGUGGGAUUCUUCAUCACUAAAAGCAAAUGGACAAAGAUUGGACGACUCAUGCCAUGGAUGGUGGGCUGCACUCCAUUCAUGGUGGUCUCUUACUUCUACCUUUGGUUUGUCCCACCUUUUACCAAUGAGAGGUUUAUCUGGUAUCUGGGCUUUUACUGUCUCUACCAAACUCUCAUCACAUGUUUCCAUGUGCCUUAUUCUGCCCUGACCAUGUUCUUGAGCACCGACCAGCGCGAGAGAGACUCUGCUACAGCUUACCGUAUGACUGUGGAGGUGCUCGGGACGCUGGUGGGGGCUGCCAUUCAGGGUCAGAUCGUAGCGAGCGCACACACUCUGAAGCACUGUCCACAUCGAAACCUGACCACUGGUCACCUAGGAAACAGCAGUAGCGGGACAGAGGUCAUCAGAUCCCUGACGCUUUCACAGGACUUCCUGUCUCAUGCAAAGGAAGUGUACAUGAUAGCUGCCGGAGUGAUCGGUGGGCUGUUUCUGGUUUGUACGGUGGUCAUGUUCCUGGGAGUCAAAGAGAGAGAUGAUCCCUAUGCUCCUAAAACAGACAAGGCCAUUCCUUUCCAUAAGGGCUUUAUUUUGGUCAUGAAGCACGGGUCCUACCUCACCCUGACGGCUGCUUUCCUUUUCAUAUCCGUGGCCAUCCAGCUGAUACAAAGUAACUUUGUGCUGUUCUGCACAUAUGCGGUGGAACUUCGGGAUCACUUUCAGAACAUUGUUUUGACAAUUCUGAUGUCGGCAGCAGUGAGUAUCCCAUUCUGGCAGUGGUUCCUUGAGAAGUUCGGGAAGAAAACAGCAGCUUUCUGCGGCAUUACAUGGAUCAUGCCGUUCACGGUGAUGCUGGUGUUCAUCCCUAAUCUGAUAGUGGCAUAUGUCGUGGCCGUAUCAUCUGGGUUUAGUGUGGCUGCAUCUCUCUUGUUACCAUGGUCAAUGUUACCAGAUGUAGUAGAUGACUUCAGACUGGCAAACCGCAACUCAAAAGGACACGAGGCGAUCUUCUACUCCCUAUAUGCUUUCUUCACAAAGUUUGCUGCAGGCAUUUCUCUCGGAGUGUCGACUCUCUGUCUACAGUUUGCUGGUUAUGACACAGGAGCGUGCAGACAGCCCACUCCAGUGGUCUACACGCUCAAACUGCUCAUCGGCGCCGCCCCGGUGGCCUGUAUCACCACAGGCCUCAUGAUCCUCGUGGUGUACCCGAUCAGCGAGGAUGUCAGAUUACGAAACAAACUGGCCCUGGAGGAGCUCAGAAGCCAGAGUAUUACCUGUAAAUCUCUCAGAGCAGAUCUGAGCAGCGCGUAACGUCCUCAAACAGCCGAUCCUGAUAUUCUAGCCCAGCGCUGGAAUGAGUCGUGUUAGUGUAUAUUACACUGUGUGAGAUGAGUAAUGUUUUACUGUAAACAUUUCAGUUUGUUUCUGUAUUUUCAAAUGAACAUAUAGCCAUAUACAGUAUUACAGUAUCUAAUCUAUACACUUGAAUGGACUAUAUAUCAUUAUAUAUCAGGAUUUCCUGAGGUAAAAU
Molecule: messenger RNA, 2086 nt
Organism: Sinocyclocheilus anshuiensis
Lineage: Eukaryota; Metazoa; Chordata; Actinopteri; Cypriniformes; Cyprinidae
Product: major facilitator superfamily domain-containing protein 2B-like
Exons: 15
Coding region: 331-1866 (511 amino acids)
Biological process (GO): lipid transport; carbohydrate transport
Cellular component (GO): plasma membrane
Molecular function (GO): sphingolipid intramembrane carrier activity; symporter activity
Source: RefSeq, a predicted model, not a curated record